Messenger RNA from Lethenteron reissneri (Far Eastern brook lamprey), 5553 nucleotides. RefSeq names its product GRB2-associated and regulator of MAPK protein-like. The record is from RefSeq and is a predicted model, not a curated record. Lineage: Eukaryota; Metazoa; Chordata; Hyperoartia; Petromyzontiformes; Petromyzontidae.
CACAGAGCACACACAGCCUGCAUGGCGAACACCGAUUCAUUACCUCCUCCGCGCUGCUGAGCUGCGAGUGUGCAAACUCAACGUCGACUUCGGUCAACAGCAGCUGCGUUGCUCAUCCAGGAGGAUAAUGACUUUGUAAAGAAGGUGUUGCUCCCGUGAUGAUGACGACGACGACGAAGAUGAUUCUAACGAUGACAACUACUACGAAGAUGCCCGUUGUGUUGAUUGUGAGCCUGCCACGUGCGGCGGCGAUGCCGUUGCUGCUGCAGUGAUAGGUGGUGAUGACGAUUGCGCUGCCGAUGAUGAUAAUGAUGAGAAAUGAUUAAUGAAUUAUGGAGCCGCCGGGUGGCAUACAAUGGAGUCCACUGGCCCUGCCUCUGGACACAAUCGUCAGCAGGUACAAGCUUCCCCUGCUGCUCCGAGUCGAACCUGGCCAGGCGAUUGAGGGCCUGCGCGAUGGGGACCUAGUGCUCGUGCACUCGUGCCGCCAGUGGACCGCGGUGACGGCGCACAGCCUGGAGGAGGGCCACUACGUGGUGGGGCCCAAGAUCGAGAUCCCCGUGCACUACUCAGGGAAGUUCAAGCUGCUGGAGCAGGAGCGGGACAUGAAGGACCCUGUGCAGUACUUCAACAGCGUCGAGGAGGUGGCCAAGGCGUUUCCAGACCGCGUCUUUGUCAUGGAAGACAUCUCCUUCAGCGUCAAGGUCGCGUCGGGCGAGUUCAGCGAGGACAGCGAGGUCUACAACUUCUCGCUGAGCACGGGCGACGAGCUCACGCUCAUGGGCCAGGCCGAGAUCCUGUGCGGGAAGCCGCCGGGCCGCGACCGCUUCCGCCUCAACGCCCUCCUGCGCAAGCUGGGCCGGCUCAACGCGGCCGUGAGCGGCGGCGGUGGCGGCGGCGGCGGAAACUCGGGCGGCGGCGGCGGAGGGGGCGGCGGCAACAACAACGCCCCCUCGUCGGUGCUGCGCCCGUCCAAGGGCAAGAUGCCGUGCCUCAUCUGCAUGAACCACCGCACCAACGAGAGCCUCAGCUUGCCCUUCCAGUGCCGCGGCCGCUUCGGCACCCGCAGCCCGCUGGAGCUGCGUCUGCGCGAGGGCGAGCACACGCUGCGCUCCAUCCUGGAGCGGGCGCGCCUGCCCGUCAGCGUGCAGGUGCCGGGGCCCGGCGGCCUGGGCGGGAUGGUGCCCGCCGGGGUCGUCGUGUUUGGGGGCGGAGGAAGUGGAGGAGGAGGAGGAGGGGGGGGAGGGGGAGGCGGAACGACGUCCCGGGUUCCCGCUGGACCCCAGCCGCCGUCGGCGCCGCCGCCGCGCAACCCCUACGACCAGCACAGCAUGCGGGAGGGACACCGCUACAAGCUGGUGGGCAUCCGCGCCAAGAUGGUGGCGGUGUGCUGCGCGAUCCGCCCCGACGGCCUGGGCGGCGAGACGGCGCUGCCGCUGCACUUCACGCUGCAGGUCGGCGCGACGCUCCCGCGCUUCGCCCUGCCCGAGGGGCUGGCUUGCGCCGACAAGGCCUACGAGCGGGCGGUGCGCGACAGGCUGGCGCUCGUCCAGCGCAGCUUCGACAUCGACGAGUUCUCGCGCGCGGUGCGGGAGGCGCCGCUCGUCGACCCCCCGCCUCCUGCGGGCGGCGGCGGCGGCUCGUCGGGAGCGACGACCGGGGGCCGGGACGUGUCGAGCCCCAAGCCGGGGAGGUCGGCGCCGGCCCCGCAUGGCGGCCACGUGCCCUACACGCGCGAACCCAGCGGCUGCCCCUUCCAGCAAUGGCCGCCGGGGUGCGGGCACGGCGGGGGCGGCGGGGGGCGGCUCCAGCUCGGCUGCUUCGGCGGAGGCGGCGGCGGCAGCGAGGCGUCGCUCGCCCGCUCCUCCCGCACGUGCUCGUCGGAAGAGGAGUCGCCCCGAGGGGUCGCGGCCCUGCCGCCUCUGUCGCGCGACCGUCGCUCCGUCAACGACGAGAACUGGCACGGACGGCGACGGCUACGGCGGCGACGGCUACGGAGGCGACGGCGGCGACGACUACGGCGACGACGACGGGGAGUACGUCCUGCCCGAGGAGCCGCGCGCGCCGCCGCCGCCGCAACAGUCGUCGUCGUCGCACUCGGGACGCCCGCCCGGCGCCGAUCUUCCGUACGAGGAGCUGUGGUCGGAGCGAGCCGUGGCCGCCGGGAGCCCCGGCUGCUGACGCGGGGAGGGAGGGGAUGCCGGGGGGAGGUGGACGCGCCAGGCGCCAGGGAGGCGGCGGCGGCCGCGGUGUACAGCUCCCCACCACGCGCCGGGCACCACGACCGCUCGCUGCCCCCGCCGCCACUCCCGCCAAAGUCGCAGGCGGUGAAGGCCGAGUGCCGAGCCAUGCAGGCCCAGGCGCCCCCCGUGCCCCCCCGCAGCACCAAGCCCCCCUCCACGCCGACGCUGAGCCCCCGGCUGCCUCCGCGCACCCCCCGGCCGCAGCUCAGCCAAGCGGCGGCACGCUCGCCGAGCCCCAGCCUCUCGUACUACUCGUCCGGGCUGCACCACGUGGGUGUGAGGAGCAACGCGACGUGGAUGGCCCAAGCGAACACGGACCCCGGAGCCGGCUUCUGCUACCCCUGCGGCUGGACCUGCGAUCACAGCAAUGGUGGCAGUCGGCGGCGCCGUCACCGUUGGCCCUCAACACGACCGCUCGGCCCGGCCUUCUCUCUCCGACGGCCAGUCGGUAAAGACCUCCUGGUCGGAGACGUGGAGCCGGGGCUCCAGCGAGAGCGAUGGCGGCCACUACCUGACGCCCGACGCGUCGCUGUCCAAGCACGUAAACUUCUUCUACGGUGGUCCCCGCCCACGCGCGGUGCCACCAGGCGCCCCAGCGCCGGGCCGACGCCGGGGCCACCGCGCCCGCGGCCGUUUGCGGCGCCGACAGCCCCGAGGAGUCGCCGGCAUCCCGAGGGUGGGCGACUGGCUGCGGCGCUCCGCCUCCCUCGCUCUGCCCUCCGUUCGGCAGUGGCUCGGCGAGCCCGGCGGACGGCGGCGACCCAUUCGACCCGUUCAUGCCCGCGCCGGAUGAGAGGCGGCCGCCCGCGCCCGCGCACAACGGUUGCUGCGUGGAAGCAGCCGGUGCUGUCGCUGCUCGCGCGCGGAAGCCUCCCGCCCUUUGACAGGAUCCUGUCUGCGGAAACAGUGCAACAGCCCGGCACGCCGGGUGCCGCCGGGCCCGUGUGCCCGCUCUCUCCACCGCGGCCUCCGAAACCGGGGCGCGCCGCCGAGCUCCACCAGGGCCCGCUCGCGCCAUCGCCACUCAUCUCGUCCUGGGAGCUUCCGGUGGAAAACGGGACAGAGGUUUUUUCGUUGGGGAUGGGCGGCGAGGCCUACCUCAGGCUGUCGGACACAGACACGGGCCCGGGCGGCCACGAGCUCGGCGAAGAUCCCUGGAGGCCCCCGUUGGACCUGGCAGGGCUGUCAGUGGAGGGCGUGUGCCGGUGCCUGCGUUUUCUCGGGUUGCCAGAAGGGCCCGUGGCAAAAUUUUCUUCCGAGAAGGUGGACGGGUCGCUGCUCGCUCAGCUGUCGGAGGAAAUGCUCCUCAACGACUUUGGGUUGGGGAAGCUGCAGGCCAGGAAGCUGCUGCAGUUCGUCGCUGGGUGGCGCCCAAAACUGUGAGGCCGGCGACGUCGACGGUUCGCGAGCGACGCCGCGUUAAGUCCUUUGCGACGAGCGCUCGCGUCCGUUGGUUUACACCACAACCGAACGCACACCGUGCAGUUAUUUAUUGGCAUUAAUCAGAGUUGCUGUCUACUGUAACGUUCUCACGAUGCUCUAAGCAAUGGUUAGGCCGUUAUGCGCCGGCUUCGUUAACUGAUUUGGCGGUAAAACGUGAAAGCACUAACUUCAUUUCACAACUAAUUUGUUGUACUUAUUUUUGAGUAACCUUUCGCAAAAAAACUAAAGGCCUUUACGCAUCCUGUUUAUGUGUGUGUAUGUAUGUAUAUACGAGGGGCGGUCGAAAACUUUGGAUUCGGCGAAUGCUAAAAAAAAGAAGAUAAAACUGCACCAACGUAAAUUUGGGCUCAUUUUUAAGCCUCCAUUUUGUACGCAUGCGUCGUGUAACGUGAACGAAACCGUAGGUAACGAGGAUCGUUCCGCCGAGGACCGCACGCGCGAACUCGUGCAGUGACAACGGCUCUCUUCUGUGUCGUUUUGUCAGGAUGGGACUUGGGUAAUGGGGAGGGGGAGCGCUGAAAAAAACACUCCUCUUGUCCACAAAAAGUCACAGCUAAACACGGAUAUCAAGAUACAUUUUUUACCGUGUGACUCCUCCGUUCUCAGAAUGCGCGGAAUCGUAUGAAUUUUCUGUAUGACUCUUUUAUCCGUGAAAAAUACGGAUAAUUAAGAUGACAUUUUCAACACGACUCUUAUCCGCAUGUUCGUGCACCCAGCAGUUAUUUCAGAAAAUCGGAAGAUAUCAGGGAUCAUGGAUAACAUGAUGAUGGAAAAGAGGAGUUAAUGCUGUAUUUAAUAUUCCAUUUUUAAAAUGUUUUGACCAUUUCUUACACAGUAUUGCUUAUAUAAUUUGUAUAUACGAGUAUGUAAAGCAUCUGUUAGAAACUCUAUUGUUUAUGCUAAAGCGUAAAACGAUUGUGAAGAAUUAGUACGUUCAAUGUUUGUGCUUGUUUUAUUUGACACGAAUGCCGUCUCCAAGGUAUUAAGAUCAACAUAGGUUCUUCAACGAUGUGCAAAUAUUGCUCCGAGUUAUCUUCCACUUUUUCAGUCAUUCACUAAAUUGUCUCGUGAACAUCCUGAAUACGCGACAAGCCACACAAACUGCGUUGAUAUCAGCAAUGGUUACUCCGGAUGCCUUGCAGGCGUCCGGUAAGAAGAAUCGUUUCCAUUUAAAAAAAAAAACGGUAUCCAAUGUUUCGAUUUAAAGCUUUCGUGACUGCAGGGAUUCAUCUUCUUGGUUCUUUCGGUAAAGUCACGUAGAAGGGAAAUAGUAAAAUAAUACAAUUUAAACAUAAUAAUGUUAUUAUGUUUUAUUUCCACGUAGAAGGGAAAUAAUAAAAUAAUACAAAUAAAACAUAAUAAUGUUAUUAUGUUUUAUUUUAAUAAUGUUAUUAUGUUAUAUUUUUAUUAUUUUAUUAUUUCCCUUCUACGUGACUUUACCGAAAGAACCAAGAAGAAGUAUCCAAUGUUUUGUUAUUUAGCUAUUGCGAUUUAGAACAAAAAAUGUUGAUGUCAUGUUACAAAUGCUGAAUCAUAAUAUUUUGUUUUGCCAUUCGCUGGCCACAGGGGAAUUUGCGGAGUAACUGUCAAGAACGUUGAGUGUUAAAGAUGUCGAAGACCUAGGGCCCUCCUUUAAAGUUUCGCGAGUCGUCUCUGUCUAUCGAACUCACGGCCAUGCCUUUCCAGCGAUCACUGUGAUGAUGAUGAAUGAUUAACGCGUGCGCCGUGAUGUGUGGGAGCCGUUGCAGCAAGACUGACGGACCGGCCCUUCACCUCAUGGCCUUCAGACCCAGCACAGAACAAUGAAUGUGGCAUUUUUGAAGCCUGUCACGUCCUCCGUUGUAAAAAAUACAUUGACUACAAUUGA